Messenger RNA from Saccostrea echinata, 6347 nucleotides. RefSeq names its product HEAT repeat-containing protein 1-like. Gene Ontology annotation, biological process: positive regulation of transcription by RNA polymerase I; maturation of SSU-rRNA from tricistronic rRNA transcript (SSU-rRNA, 5.8S rRNA, LSU-rRNA). Gene Ontology annotation, cellular component: t-UTP complex; 90S preribosome; small-subunit processome. The record is from RefSeq and is a predicted model, not a curated record. NCBI's taxonomy places the organism in Eukaryota, Metazoa, Mollusca, Bivalvia, Ostreida, Ostreidae. The transcript is spliced from 40 exons. Bases 1 to 6201 code for a protein of 2066 amino acids. Gene Ontology annotation, molecular function: protein binding; snoRNA binding.
AUGACAUCAUUGGCGAAGCAGUUAGAGAGGUUAGCAGUACCUCACACUCGGGCUGUAUAUGGCGAGGAUAAAAGGAGAAAAUCACUCCUGUUCGACCCAAAAGAGGCAGCGGCACUGGAUAAAGAAGCUGUGUUUGCCAUAGGUACAAAUGGAAUAGCAGAGUUACAGGCCAUUGAUUCAGUGUUUGACGAGUUUCAGGAGAUUCUGUUUGGGGAAUCCACUAUGUCUUUCCAGAGGAGCAUUCAAACAGCAGAAAUCAAUGCACAAAUAGAUGAAACAAUUGAAUCAUUCCUUCAGAAGUUGUCUCCAUAUUGUCUGCUUAAACCAGCACAGAAAGCAUUGGAGUGGUUAAUCUACAGGUUUGACAUUGAUGUGUACAAUAUUGAUGCCUUCAUGGUUUGUCUCCUUCCGUUUCAUGAAAGCAAGAUAUUUAUACGAGCUGUACAGCUUCUGAAAUUAAAAUCCAGAACAGCCACAAACUGGGACUGGUUACUUCCUAUUCAGACAUCUGGUGUUCACCUACCUAGACAGACUUUGAUCAAUCACUGUAAUUCAAAUAUUGGAUUCCUUUCCUUUCUCUGUGAUAAAAUCUACAAGACAAUCAAGGGGACAUUAAAGAGAGAUGAAGAAGACAAAUUAAGAGUUAUCUUUUCCUUCUACAUGUCCACGGUGGUGGGGGUGCUGGAGUUUGGUGGUGCUACGGAGAAUCUGGUGUCUUCCCUGCUUCCCCACCUUAGCCGGGGUCUAAAGUCAAAGGUCACACAGUAUAGAGCUGCCACCUACAUGAUACUAGCUCAGCUUGUCUUCAAAAGCAGUCUACAACAGGACUUGUUAAAAUCCUUGCUAUCUGCUCUCUUCAAGAGGUCAAUCUUGAAACUUGAACAAGAAACAAUGACUUGUGCAGCACUGAUUUUCCAACACCAGAGGAUUAAAAGUCUUCCAGCAAGAUCUUUCAAACACAUCUGUCGACAGCCAGGGUUGAUAGAGAGCCUCAAAACUCUCACAUCUGAAGGAUAUUGUGAUGGACUCACCAUUGCCUUUUUGGAGAGACUUGUUGUUAUGGCUGUUCAACAGGACUCUGACAUGAGUGCGAGUGAGAGCAGUGACUCUGAGGCGAUAUGGAGCACCCCCCAGUAUCUGAGUAUCCUCCACGACUUCCUAUCUAGUGUGCCACUAAGUGAGAGUGUUGCAGACCAACUCACAAAGGAAGUCAUGGAAAAUUAUCUUCUCUGUGCAAAUAACAUUAUUGAUGAUGAAGGAGUGGAGGAUCUGAGCAACAAACACAAAAAAACUGUGCAACUUCUGGAGGACAGGUAUCCGGCCUCAUUAGACAGGGCUGUACAAAGUUUAUUAGAGGGAGAGGAGGAUGAGAAAGUAAAGAAGGUGAUCCAGGAUUUCCUGAACCUCUCCGUACUGUCUCUGAGGCACCAGCAUCUGUCAGACAUUGAAGGCAGUCUCUCUCUGUCCAUUAAUCAUAGAACACCAUCUGUCCGUGUCAAUGCUGUACAAUAUCUACUGAAAAACACAGACAAGUGUGACUGUGAGUAUGUAUCGGAGGUGUUAUCAGCAAGACUUGCUGAUGACUCACUUGAAGUUGUGGACGCAGUUCUUGAAGCAGGACAGUCCUUGUGGAGCAUGUUAAGUGACACCACUCAUCUAUGUCACUUGCUAGGUAAUAUUGUCCUAAGAUGUCAGCCCUGGUCAGCCAUUGGUAAGAAGGCCCUACAGAUUCUGUGUAGCUGUGAACCAAAACAUCAUUCUUCAGUCAUUCUUCAUCUAUUUCCACGCUUACUGAUCUGCACUUCUGAUGACCUUGACUUUCUGAAAGAUCUGUGUGACACAGUCCUUGCCAAAAGUAACACCAUGAUCAAAUCAAUAGCUCAGAAGUUGAAGAAGAAAGCAGCGGGCAAGAAGAAACAGUCAGCGGAGGAUUUGGCCGAGCUCUCUGUAGAGGUGACAGAAUGGAUAGCUGCUGCUGUGAUUAAGAUGCCGGACUGUGACGAUUUUCUAACCAAGUUACGGGAGGGGGAUGACAGUGCUCGAUAUAAAUGUCAUCUGGCACUGUUCCUCAACUCAAUCAUCCCACUGAUGUCUGAACAGAAAAACCAGAUCCACUGGUGUGGUAAACAGCUCAAACUUCUUCACCAGCUACGACCUCAAGGUCAGCCAAGAAUAGACUGGGAGGAGGUCAUCACCAUGGUAACAGACACUUGUCAAACUCUUAUGGCCAGUCAGAUACAGGGAAACUCCAUAAGCCUUUAUCUGCUUUUCAGCUUUAUAAAAUUGGUUCCUUCAGUCAAAAUUGAUGCUGAGUUUUGGGACUUUGAUGAUGAAGCUCUGACCUUGUCUGUGAGGCUGUUUGAUUACCUCCUCCUUCUGUCCAGUAACUCCCCCUGUAGACAGGCUUACAGGAAGCUGGUCACUCAGUUCUUACAGCAUCUACCUGACAGCAAUGCCAAACUGAAAUUUCUUGGACUUUUGUGGACACAGCAUUGUAAUGACCUCAGUGAAAGGUCAGGGGUUAAGACCAGUCUACAGAUUCAAGCUCUUCUGAUUGGAAAACAGCUUCUGCAGCAAAGUGGAAAUAUCAAGAUUGCAGAUGCAGUGAUUGUAGAUCUGGUUUUGGCCUUGACCAGUCCAUUUGUGGGAAUUCGCCAGACAUCAAUGGAAUGUUUGAAGCUUCUCAAUGACAAGAGUAAUCUUGGUCGUGGGGCAUUCACGCCACUAGUUAACCACAUCCUGCAGUGUGAGGUUGAGAUUGAUGCGGACCAGGACUAUCUAAAACAGGCUGUGGGGUCCGUUAUGGACAAUGAACCAAGAAAGAAUAGGAGGAGAUCUCAUUCCGGUAAGAAGAUGGACAGUAGUCUGGUCAGUGUUGUUGUGGACAUUAUACAGAACUCAGAUACACCACACUGUGUCAGGAACAGUCUACUUCAGAUCACAGCAUUACACAACAACAAAAGUUUUCUUUGUGACCUUCUACCGACCUUGAGGUCACUGUUAUCCAUCUGUCAUGGUGACAGUCCGCCAGCGCUGGCUGUAGACUCCUGUGGGUUACUGAUUGAGAGGUUCACCCCUGACACCUGUUCCACAUUGGACUCACACCCUGAGGCUCUGAACUUAGUCCUGGAAAUGUUAGCUAGCCCAGUCAAGGGGAUACAGGAACAUAUGAUCUCACAGUUGACAGGAGAAUUUUAUAACAAACUGACAUCAGGAACACAGCAGCAGAUUCUGUCCUGUUUGUUUGAUGUCUGGGUGAAAGCCCCGGGUCCAGGUGCAGUCAAAGUGAUCAAAAAGACACUGAAACAUUUGACCCUGGAGAGCAGCCAUGUUGUAGAGGAGCUGAAUAAAUGUCUUCAAACAUCUCCUUCUGCUUCCACCGUCAAGGAACGUAAAAAACAUAGGAAGUCUGAUGUUCAUAAAGAAGAGGAAGAUAUUUUUGAACAAUUGCCAUGGCAACGAGUGGUAGUUGUCCUGGAGACAAUUCAAAACAAAAAGAAAAUCAGCAACUAUCUCCAACUGCUGCCGACACUUUUUAAGAUACUUUCAGAGGUGUUAAAUUCAGACCAGCAUUCAUCAGCUGAAUACAUCAAACAGCUUCUGUUGUCUGUGGUCGAUGAAGUGUGUCAAAAAGCCAUUAACCAUGAAUUGACACCAGAUUUGAAGAAGGAGACAUCAUUUAACAUUGAUCUGAUUGUGAAUGCCAUUAGGACAUCUAGUAAUCCCCAGACCCAUCAUAAAGCCCUGCUGCUUCUGACCACCGCCUCCAAAAUAUUCCCAGAGGAUCUUCUGCACAAGGUGAUGUCAGUGUUCACCUUCAUGGGAGCAAACAUCAUGCGUCAUGAUGACCAGUACAGUUUCCAUGUCAUCAACCGUAUCUUGGAGACAGUGGUGCCAGCCUUAGUAACGGCAUGUGAAAAACGGGAGGCCCACACUGGAGGUCAGAGUAAGGAGGAGGUCAUCACUAUGGUGAUGCAGGUGUUUGUGGAUGCAUACUCUCACAUUCCCGAGCAUCGCCGCCUGAUGCUUUUUACCAGACUGGUAGAAAUUGUGGGAGGAGACAACUUCUUGUGGAGGUGUGUCCUUCUCAAGAUGACACAUGAAAUAACACGACCAACAACAGAAAAACUAGAAGAAGAAGAUUCUGAGAUGCAGUUUGACUUGAAUUUGUUGUCGCAGUUCUCCAUGACAACGCAAAUCAACUCCAUAGCAGCCAUGAUAUCCUACAUAUCAGAACUGCCAGUUGACAAACCCACAGAGACAACCAAAAGAAGAAAAUCUGGAAAACAUUCACUGGAAAAAGUUGGCAUAUUCCAAGUGGAGACCCACACAGCCAAACAACUGAGGCAUUUCAAAUUCCGGACAGUCAAGCUUCUGUUGUCUUGGUGUGUCAGCCCUACUCUUGUUCAGCAGUUGUCAACCUGUGAAGAGAAUCAGAUAACCUCAGGCUUCCAUCACCUGGUCCAGACUAUCCUGACCUACAUCUGUAGUUUAAUGGAGCUGAAGUUAGAAGACCAGACUCUGGCCAAGUUCUACCGAGCCCUGACCCACAAGAUGUAUGACCUUCUUGACAAGGUGGUUGGUUUACUACCAGAGAAAAUGUUACUGAGGGUGAUAAAGGAACUGAUGGAUCACUCUAUCUCCAACAUCCAGAGGAAGUCUAUGGAACUCCUCAACAACUUCCUGCUACAGAAAGAACACUCCCAGGAGAUGAGUUUACUGGGGAUUGUGGACAAGCUUUUAAAAGUUUGUGUAGCAGAAAAAACAGAGAUGACCACUAAACAAACAGCUCUAUACAGCCUCAAGUUACUGUGUAGAAGGAUAGGAGCUGACCAUCCUCAGAUAUUUAUAAAGGUACUGAACAUGGCUGUUGAGAUUUUCUGUUCUGAGGCAGUGAACCAGUCUCUACAGGCAAGUGCCCUGUUGUGUGUCUCGGAGGUCUGUAGUACUCUAAAGGCUCAUGUCAUCGCUCAUCUGUCAACAUUCAUGCCAAAAAUUAUCUCCUGUCUCAAAGACAAGCAACUCCUGGAGGGGAAUGAGCUUUUCCUUUUGAGUAUUAUAACAGCUGUUUUGAGAGUGAUGGAGAACUUGUGUUUGUUUCUCAGUCCUUAUCUACAAGAUAUUGUUACACAGAUCUGUUCCCUAUCUGGAGACCAGACAGAAGUGUUACAGAAAGCCACCAUACAACAGAAACUCAAAGCCAUCAGGACCACCAUGGCAACCACUCUGCCUCCCCGGGUACUCCUCGGGAUUUUACCUGACUGCUAUGACACACUUCUAACUCUCAAUCCUAGAGGAAUCCAGUCAAUGAUGGUUAUGCUAACAGACCAUGUCAGUAACAUAAAAAAGGAGGACCUAAACAGUCACCUAGUGCAACUACAAGGCUUUUAUCUCACUUGUCUGGAUGUACAGGCACAGUACCAGGGAGAAGUUGAGGAUAUAGAAGAUUCUGUGAUAGAUGCCAUUGUUACCACGGUGAUGAAACUGUCAGAGGCCACAUUCAGGCCCAUGUUUUACAAGAUGUUUGAUUGGGCCACAAGAGAGGAAGAAUUGAAGCACAGAAAUCUGGUCUUCUAUAAAAUGGCUGACAGGCUGGCUGGGAAGAUGCAGAGUCUUUUUACUAUAUUUGCUGGUCACAUUAUUGUUCAUGCGGCACAAAUUUUAAAAGACAACAACAAAGAAAUGACAGGUGAGGACUUCUUUGAUUCGAGUAAGCUGGGUAAAUACAAGGCCCAUAAGUUACUGGUUUAUAUCUGUGACUGCCUGUACAAGUGUUUCCUGUAUGACACCGAGGGCUUUGUCACCAAAGAGAGAUUUGAUACUUUACUUCAACCUCUAGUUGACCAGCUGGAAAAUGUUGACAAUGAACCUUUAUCCAAAGAGAGAGUGAGUGAGCAUCUUGUUCCGUGUCUUGUACAAUUUGGUGCAGCAACCCAGGAUGAUUCACUCUGGAAAACUCUUAACUAUCAAAUACUGCUCAAGACUCGGCACUCCUCAUCCGAGGUUAGAUAUGCAGCGCUGAUUGCGGUGGAUGAGUUCCACAAGAAACUGUCUGAGGAUUACAUGCCUCUCCUACCAGAAACCAUCCCAUUCCUAGCAGAACUCAUGGAGGAUGAAGAGGAAGAAGUGGAGAAGAUGUGUCAGUCCGUCAUCAGUCAGAUGGAGAAAACACUGGGAGAACCACUACAGAAAUACUUCUGAUCAUCAAAUGGUGGACUUAAAUGUCAGUCAGAUGGAAAAUACGCUGGGAGAACCACUACAAAAAUACUUCUGAUUGUUUAAGGGUGGACUAAAACUUUAUAUCAAUUAAUAAUAUGUUAAAUCUGAAUAAAUCCCAAAACUCACCA